Molecule: messenger RNA, 1365 nt
Organism: Aureobasidium uvarum
Lineage: Eukaryota; Fungi; Ascomycota; Dothideomycetes; Dothideales; Saccotheciaceae
Source: the annotation of a GenBank genome assembly
CCAAACAUACUCGUCACUCGAAUAUGCCUCUGUCGAAAGCCUUUCCUCCAAGCAAUAAUAUCCGACUAUGGACGUCUUGUCGACAGGGAUUCAACCAACGCCAACGGCAUGAGUGCUGCCGUUGGCAAAUCAAGCCGAUUUGAUGGUGGCACUCAAUGCAUUUCCACAUACAAAAGCGACUAUCCCCAAGUCGAUACCACACCUGAUUUUGCAAUUAGUGCUUCUCUAUACGAUGGAUUGAACACAGCAACAAGUCAUGGAUAUCAGAACGUAUCUUUUACAUGUGUGUAUGGCAACUGCACAUGGCCUGGAUACAUAUCUAUAGCUGUACGUAGUACCUGCUUCGACAUCUCUAGCCAUCUAAAGAGGACAACUCCGAAUGACUCGACGGGAAAGAUAAAGUCUUCGACCCAAGAUCCGUCUCCCGGAUCGACCGACACUCCUACCACCGAUUCGUUCCAUUGUGACGCCAGCGACUGCUGGGCGGGAGAAGAGGCAUAUCCCACUGUUCAGUCAGAAUUGGCGGCAUCGUCGGAUCCUUCAGCCAGGUGGACAAAUUGGACGCUGGAACAUCUCAACUUGACUCUUUCAAACACGAAUGGGAUGUGGCGUAACGCAAGCACUUUUGCUGUUCUUCAAGCAAAAGUGGUGGCCGAUCCAGAUCUCACAGUCAAUUUCAAGACCUCACAGGCAUUGCUCGCUGGAUUCAAUAUAAUCCGGACUGACAAUAGCCAAGCUUUGGGCAGCCCGGCCUGGGAUGCUGCAGGCGCGUCGGCCGUGGAGUGUGGACUGGAACUGACUCUUAAUCUUUACAAUUCCACGGUCGUCAACAAUGUCCUGAUCGAGCACAUCUUGGCAAGCGCCUCUCCGAAAGUUCUUGAGUCGUGGUUGCCUUCACCCGACGUCGAUCAAAGUGGUGUCCACCCGAAUGGGUUUCCGGUCGACCUGGGAACAAAGGAGUGGAAUCCGAUAUAUCACGAUACGUUUCUGUAUCGCGACGACUAUGCUCUGGAUCCCUCCACUUUGCCAACAAACGAUACACAAAGAUUCAGCAUAACGCAAAGGACUCUGCUAAGCACAAUAGACUUUUUGACAUCAUUGAUCAGACAAAACAACGAUAAUGAAACGGUCAAAGCGGUGACUCAAGAUGAUCAAGCUCCUCUGUACACUUUUGGGAGCCCCAUUCUCCAACCGAUCUUCAAUCUGACAAAUACAACAGCGACAUUCGAUUCUAUAGCUAAAAGCAUGAGCAACGCGAUCCGGAAUAUUGGGACGGAACUGAUCGUGGGGACAACACAGCAGUGGGUCAGAUAUUACCAAGUCCGUUGGNGCGUUCCUAGCUCUGCCAUUAUCCUUGAUCACAAG